This is a messenger RNA of Echinops telfairi (small Madagascar hedgehog), 1531 nucleotides long. It is a transcript of the gene DLK1, whose product is annotated as delta like non-canonical Notch ligand 1. Bases 78 to 1241 code for a protein of 387 amino acids. The record is from RefSeq and is a predicted model, not a curated record. Gene Ontology annotation, molecular function: calcium ion binding. Gene Ontology annotation, cellular component: membrane. Gene Ontology annotation, biological process: negative regulation of Notch signaling pathway. NCBI's taxonomy places the organism in Eukaryota, Metazoa, Chordata, Mammalia, Afrosoricida, Tenrecidae. The transcript is spliced from 5 exons.
CCAGAAGCCCAGCGCGGCUCCCGGAGCCGGACCUGUGCCCGUGCCACUCCCGGGACCGCGCCCUCGGCCGCCCCGCGAUGAUCGCGAUCGCAGCCCUCCUGCGCGUCCUCCUGCUCCUGCUGGCCUUCGGCCACAGCACCCAUGGUGCUGCUAACUGCUACCCGGCCUGCCACCCAGUCCACGGAACCUGCAUGGAGAACAACAUCUGCAGAUGCCAGCCUGGCUGGCAAGGCCCCCUCUGUGACCACUGCGUGCCCUUUCCCGGCUGCGUCAACGGCGUCUGCUUUGAACCCUGGCAAUGCAUUUGCGAUGAAGGCUGGGAGGGACACUUCUGCCACAUCGAUGUUCGCCCUUGCACCUCGAACCCUUGCGCCAACAACUCGACCUGCAUGAACCUGGAUAUGGGCGGCUACAAGUGCUCCUGUGCCCCAGGGUUCACGGGACCCCACUGCCAGGAGAAGAAGGCUGGACCCUGCAAGACCAAUGGUUCCCCCUGCCAGCACGGAGGCACCUGCGUGGACGAUGAGGGCCGGGCCUCCCAUGCCUCCUGCCUGUGCCCCCCUGGCUUCUCAGGCAUCUUCUGCGAGAUUAUGGCCAACAGCUGCACCCCCAACCCGUGCCAGCACAAUGGGGUCUGCACCGACAUCGGGGGCGACUUCCGCUGCCGAUGCCCGGCCGGCUUCAUCGACAAGACCUGCAGCCGCCAGGUGACCAACUGCGCCAGCAACCCCUGCCAGAACGGAGCCACCUGCCUGCAGCAUGGCCAGGUGAGCUACGAGUGUCUGUGCAAGCCCGAGUUCACAGGUCCCACCUGCGCCAAGCGCCGGGGGCCGGGCAGCCAGCAGGUCACCCGUGUGCCCCCGGGCUACGGGCUGACCUACCGCCUGACCCCCGGGGUGCACGAGCUGCCAGUGCAGCAGCCCGAACACCACGUCCUGAAGGUGGCCAUGAAGGAGCUCAACAAGAGCCCACCUCUGUUCACCGAGGGCCAGGCCAUCUGCUUCACCAUCCUGGGCGUGCUGACCAGCCUGGUGGUGCUGGCCACCGUGGGCGUGAUCUUCAUCAACAAGUGCGAGACCUGGGUGUCCAACCUGCGCUACCACCACAUGCUGCGCAAGAAGAAGAACCUGCUGCUGCACUACAACAGCGGGGAGGAGCUGGCCGUCAACAUCAUCUUCCCCGAGAAGAUCGACAUGACCACCUUCAACAAGGAGGAGGCCGGCGAAGAAGAGGAGAUCUAAGCCGCAUCCCCGCGGGCCCCUCUAUAUUCUCGGGGUUCCGCCGAGCUCACGCUAUGCGGUCUGUCCUAAUCUUUGUGGUGGAGUUUGCUAUCUUCUGUGUUGAAUCUGGCGAACGCUACGCUUACAUAUAUUGUCUUUGUGUGGCUGUGUGACCAAACGCAAUGCCUGGCAGAAGCCCCCUUUACGCGCUCGCUCGCUCGCUCGCUCUCUCUCUCUCCCCUUUAAUGCAUGCGAUAUAAACAAACAAUAAGAAAUUCAUCUUUAAACCAAGUAAAGAUAUAAGUAUGUUA